UUAAGGAAACUGGGAGGGGCCAGGUUGCCAAGUGGAGAAAGUUUAGGCUCGGCGUCUGAGGCCUCCAAAGCCGUUUUAUCCCGGUGAGGCAGCCGGAGCAGGAAGCAAGCGGACGCUGCGCGCAGACAGGCGGCGCUUUCCCGACAAUCGAGGAGGCAGAGUCUGCUGCCCGCGAGAAGGCCCCGCGUGGAACUGGUCCCUCCCGGCAGCCGCUGCCACCUCAACUUACAGUCAAGUCACGCCGAGGAGCGGGUGGCUGAAGCCAUACCAUUUUGUAGAAUUAAUGGAGAGCAGAAAAGAUAUCACAAAUCAAGAAGAACUCUGGAAAAUGAAGCCUAGGAGAAACCUAGAAGAAGAUGUUCAUUUGAAUAAGGACUUGGGAGAUACCAGCAUGCUGAAAAGACCUGUGCUUUUGCAUUUGCACCAAACAACCCCUUUUGAUGAAUUUGAUUGCCCCCCAGAACUUAAACAUGAACAAGAACUCUUUCCAAAAUGGCGUUUGCCAGUUAAAAUAGCUUCUAUCAUAGCGUUUCUGACUUUUCUCUAUACUCUUUUGAGGGAAAUAAUUCACCCUCUUGUAACUACCCAUCAACAAUAUUUUUAUAAAAUUCCAAUCCUAGUCAUCAACAAAGUGUUGCCCAUGGUUUCCAUCACACUCUUGGCAUUAGUUUAUUUGCCAGGUGUGAUAGCAGCAAUAGUACAGCUUCAUAAUGGAACCAAGUAUAAGAAAUUUCCAAAUUGGCUGGAUAGCUGGUUGUUAACAAGAAAGCAAUUUGGGCUUCUCAGUUUCUUUUUUGCUGUACUGCAUGCAAUUUAUAGUCUGUCCUAUCCAAUGAGGAGAUCCUACAGAUACAAGUUGCUAAACUGGGCAUACCAACAGGUCCAGCAAAAUAAAGAAGAUGCUUGGAUUGAACAUGAUGUUUGGAGAAUGGAAAUUUAUGUGUCUCUGGGAAUUGUGGGACUUGCGAUACUGGCUCUGUUGGCUGUUACAUCUAUUCCCUCUGUGAGCAACUCUUUGACAUGGAGAGAAUUUCACUAUAUUCAGAGCAAACUAGGAAUUGUUUCCCUUCUACUGGCCACAAUACAUGCAUUGAUUUUUGCCUGGAAUAAAUGGGUAGAUAUAAAACAAUUUGGGUGGCAUACACCUCCAACCUUUAUGAUAGCAGUUUUCCUUCCAACUGUUGUCCUGGUAUGUAAAGCCAUACUAUUCCUGCCAUGCUUCAGGAGGAAGAUAUUGAAGAUUAGACAUGGUUGGGAAGAUGUCACCAAAAUUAAUAAAACGGAGGUAUCUACCCAGUUUUAAAAGUACUAUUUAAAUACAUUUUUGUUCAAUAUUGAUACAUUUUAUCAUGAAACAUUUCAAAUUUGUAUUUGUUUAAUAAAAUGACCAUUUGAGUGUCUUAAUUUA
Messenger RNA from Choloepus didactylus (southern two-toed sloth), 1408 nucleotides. It is a transcript of the gene STEAP1, whose product is annotated as STEAP family member 1. Bases 284 to 1303 code for a protein of 339 amino acids. Gene Ontology annotation, cellular component: endosome; plasma membrane. The record is from RefSeq and is a predicted model, not a curated record. The transcript is spliced from 5 exons. Lineage: Eukaryota; Metazoa; Chordata; Mammalia; Pilosa; Megalonychidae.